Molecule: messenger RNA, 2898 nt
Organism: Plasmodium yoelii
Lineage: Eukaryota; Apicomplexa; Aconoidasida; Haemosporida; Plasmodiidae
Product: Plasmodium exported protein (PHIST), unknown function
Exons: 2
Coding region: 1-2898 (965 amino acids)
Source: RefSeq, a predicted model, not a curated record
AUGGAUUCAGGUAAAUUGCCUAUUAUAAUUCUUCCUUCUUCGGGUUCAUCCGUUUCACUUAUUAAAAAAAAUGUCAAUGAUAGAAAGUUAAAAAAAGGAAAUAGAAGGGCCUAUAGGAAAAAUAGUUUUGAAAGAUUCAACUUGGCUUCCACAUUUUAUAAAAUUAUUUUAGCUUUUGGAAUCAUUAUUGUUGUAUUUCUAGAUAAUGAUAGUGUACACUCUAACUCUGAAUUUUCUAGAAUCGCAAAAGAAGGUAGAAAUUUAAGCGAAGCAGUUGCUCAAGAUGAAGCUACAAAUGUUGGGUUUACGGGAACAGAGGUAGUGGACAAUGAUGAAAAACAUGAAACAGAACAAAUUAAUGAAAAACAUGAAACAGAGCAAAAUGAUGAAAAAAAUGAUGAACAAAAUGAUGAACAAAAUGUUGAACAAAAUGUUGAAACAAACGAUAGCGACUCAACACAUGCAGCUAGCUCUGAAGAUUCUAGCAAAUCAGAAAGUAGUCAUACAGAUUUAGAUGUCACUAAAGAUAAAGAAAAUGAACAAACUAAUGACUCUAAUGAAAAUGGUGCUCAGUAUUUCCAAGAAAGUAGCCUUUCUAGUAAUCAAGCUGAAUAUACUCAUGAUGCUAAACUUACCGAAACGACAAAUUAUGAACAUGGAUAUGAACAAGGUGAUGAACAUUAUUAUGUUGAAAGCCAAUAUCAACAGGAAUCUUAUGGUCAACAAAUUUCAAACAAUCCCGAUAUUCAGUAUGGAAUAAGUGUAAUACCAUCUGAUUCUGUGAUAAGAUCAUUUUUGCAUACUUCUUUAACAAUAUCACCUGAAGAUGAUGAACUAGAUAACCCUUAUAGAGAGAAAACACAAGAUGAUGUAAAUACAAUACACUUUACUGAAUGGGUUGGUUAUAUGAAACAUGCAAUUCAAGAAGUAGAUCAAGGUCAUGAACAACCAUCAACUAGCGAAGUUCCAAGACCUGAACAACCAUCAACUAGCGAAGUUCCAAGACCUGAACAACCAUCAACUAGCGAAAUUCCAAGACCUGAACAACCAUCAACUAGCGAAGUUCCAAGACCUGAACAACCAUCAACUAGCGAAAUUCCACGACCUGAACAACCAUCAACUAGCGAAAUUCCACGACCUGAACAACCAUCAACUAGCGAAAUUCCAAGACCUGAACAAGAAGCUGAAUAUGCAACAAUUAAUACUAAAUUGCCUAUGGGAUCUGAAAAUCAUCAAACAAACCAACAAUCAGGACAAGGUGCUUCAAAUUAUAACUAUAAUUUAGAUAUAAUUGAUGAAAAUGAAAUCAAUAUGCUGUUUGGAGAUCCUAAAUCAUAUGGUGGGGCCAAAAGAAAAACUAAUUUUGGUUCACAUCAUACUGAAAAAGAAUCCAUGAACAUGUGGAAUGAACCUACUGAUUUAUUUAAAAAUAAAAAAAGUAGUCCCCCCAAAAGUUCCAAUUCUAAUGUUCGUGGUAAUGAAGAAAUGAGUAUGGGAAUGUGGGAUGGCCUGAGACCUUCUUCAAUAAGUAGAACCCACGGAAUGAACAGCAGACAAGGAAUGAGACCUGAUCUAUAUUACCCAUCAAGCAGUAGAAAUCAAGGAAUGAGACCUGACCAAUACCCACCAUCAAGUAGUAGACAAAGCAUGAUACCUGAACAAUACCCACCAUCAAGUAGUAGACAAGGUAUGAGACACGAUUUAUAUUCCCCAUCAAGCAGUAGACAAGGCAUGAGACCCGACCAAUACCCACCACCAAACAGUAGACAAAGCAUGAGACCUGACCAAUACCCACCAUCAAGUAGUAGACAAGGAAUGAGACCUGACCAAUACCCACCAUCAAGUAGUAGAAAUCAAGGAAUGAGCAGAAAUAAAUUAAUUGGAAGCUUGGAUAGCCUUGAAGAUUAUAAACCAGAAGAUUCAAUGUGGUCCGGUUUGAAAAGCUCAUAUCAACCUAUUUCAAGAAAGCCAUCUGUAUCAAACAUUCCUGGUAUGGAUGCAUUCCAACGCGAAGGUUAUUCAAGAAAUGAACAUGAAAUGUUUGAUCGAUUCGAUUCAAAUAGUAUGUCAAGAGAUUAUAGUUCUCAAUAUCCUACACCCACAUCUUCAAAAUCUCGUAACCCAAUGAAUAGCUAUAAUUAUAGAGACUCUUCAAGGUCAGGAAGUAAAUUAAAUUCACCAACGACCAGUUUACGAGGAAAUGAUCCUUAUAGAUCAGAUAAUGAAUCAGCAUCUACAUUAUCUAUAGAAGAGGAUAAACCAUGUUUUAGAUGUGUGAACUAUCAAUCUACUAAAGAAAAUAAAAGUGUAUCACAUCAAUCUAAAUCAAAUGAUGAUGAAGAUCUUGCUCAACAGGAGCAACUAAUUAUUCAGACUAUUAAUAAAGAGAAGCCAGGAACAGUUGCAGUUAGAGGUAGUAGGGAAGUAAGUGAUGCUAGUUUUAGUCCAAAAAAGUCAACAGAUGUUCAAAUCAAAGAAAUGGAUGAUCAUAUAAAUUCAAAAAUUAGCGCAUUAGAUGUAAAUACAACUCCAGAAGCGUUGUAUGAUAUUUGGACAGAUUUCAUUAUUGCUGAAACUAAAAAAUUUAUGCUAACUCAAGAAUAUGUAUUACAAUAUUCUAUAUAUUUACAAAAACGAAAUAAAUUAAAUCCAGAAUUACGUACAAAAGCUUGGUGGAAAGUAUUUUAUUCUUUGGUUAAUAAAUUUGUAAAACAUGAAAAAGAAGAUGUUUCUGAAUUCAAAGAAUUAUUAAAAUCAUCUACUAAUGUAUCUUUUAAUUUUGUUGAGUUUAUUAAAAAUAAAAAAGAGGCUUGGAGAGAAUUACAAUCAGAAAUUAAAGAUACAUGGAUGGCAGCUUUAACAUACAAAAUGAAUAAAUACAGCUAUCAAAGCGAUUGA